This is a messenger RNA of Belonocnema kinseyi, 2085 nucleotides long. It is a transcript of the gene Nmt, whose product is annotated as glycylpeptide N-tetradecanoyltransferase 1. Gene Ontology annotation, molecular function: glycylpeptide N-tetradecanoyltransferase activity. The transcript has 8 exons. Gene Ontology annotation, cellular component: cytoplasm. Gene Ontology annotation, biological process: N-terminal peptidyl-glycine N-myristoylation. NCBI's taxonomy places the organism in Eukaryota, Metazoa, Arthropoda, Insecta, Hymenoptera, Cynipidae. Bases 23 to 1432 code for a protein of 469 amino acids. The record is from RefSeq and is a predicted model, not a curated record.
CAUUAGUAAAAUCCAUAUUAAAAUGGAGGAAGAGAAUCAAGUCGUGGAUCGUGAAGCUAUGAAGGAUGAAAAUGACGAGCAAUAUGGAAAAAGUAAAAGUGCUAAAAAGCGCAAUCGCAAGAAGAAAAACCAGACCGCGAAUUCGGUAGAAGAUCAAGAAUCGGGAAGCCGGGACGACAUGGUCAUUCCCAAUACAUGUAAUGUUUCAAUUAAAGACAUCCAAAUGGCUAUGGAUGCCUUCAAUCUUCAACAAAAACCUGCCAAAACGCAAGAGGAAGCAUUGCAAAAGCCUUAUCAAUUUUGGAGCACGCAACCAGUACCAAAAAUGGAUGAGAAAAUAGUUUGUAACGAACCAAUUGAAGCAGACAAAACGACCAUCCGAGCAGAGCCUUACUCUCUACCAGCGGGUUUCCAAUGGGAUACGUUAAAUCUCGAUGACCCUUUGGUUUUGGCCGAAUUGUACGCCUUGCUGUCAGAAAAUUACGUCGAGGAUGACGAUGCGAUGUUUAGGUUCGAUUAUCCACCAGACUUCUUGAAAUGGGCAUUGCAGCCUCCUGGUUGGUGCAAAGAAUGGCACUGUGGUGUUCGUGUGUGUAAAAGCACUCGACUGGUAGGAUUUAUUUCUGCAAUUCCAGCUAAUUUGCGAGUUUACGAAAGCACUCAAAAAAUGGUGGAGAUCAAUUUUCUCUGCGUGCACAAAAAGCUGAGGUCGAAAAGAAUGGCCCCUGUUUUAAUUCGUGAAAUCACGAGGAGGGUAAACCUCCAAGGAAUCUUCCAGGCUGUUUACACUGCUGGUGUUGUAUUGCCCAAACCGAUUGCCACUUGCAGGUAUUGGCAUCGCUCUCUAAAUCCUAAGAAGCUAAUCGAGAUCAAGUUCUCACAUCUCUCUCGCAAUAUGACAAUGCAAAGGACUCUGAAAUUGUACAAACUUCCAGAAAAUCCAAAAGUUCCAGGAUUCAGAAAACUACUUCACACGGAUGUGCCGCAAGCUCACAAGAUUCUAUGUGACUAUCUUGAAAAGUUUGAACUGGCUCCCGUUUUCUCCGAGGACGAGUUCCGACAUUGGUUCCUUCCCCAGAACGGUAUCAUCAACAGUUUUGUGGUGGAAAAUGAUAACAAAAUAACUGACAUGGUCAGUUAUUACACCCUCCCGAGUUCGGUGAUGCAUCAUCAGACUCACAAAACCUUAAGAGCGGCGUACAGUUUCUACAAUGUGUCCACUAUCACACCCUGGAUUGAUCUCAUGACUGAUGCACUCAUCUCUGCGCGUAAUCUGGGCUUCGAUGUCUUUAAUGCCCUAGAUCUAAUGGAAAACAAGGAGUUCCUGGAACCCCUGAAAUUCGGAAUCGGCGACGGCAAUCUGCAGUAUUAUCUGUAUAAUUGGCGUUGCCCAAGCAUGCCGCCUGGAAAAAUUGGUCUGGUUCUCCAGUAGAAUGUCUCCACGUUGUCUAAGAUUCUUAAGAAACGUAAAAUGCGAGCGUACUGUGGAGAGAGGGAGAGAGAAGGAGGGAGGGAGAGAAAGAAAAUGGUAAUGAAAUAAAAACGCGAAGGAAGUAGCGUCAUCCGGGAGUCGAAAAAAACGAGGGUGAGUGUUGCCCGAUAUUUUUUGACUAGGAUUUUCCCUUGGAGCAGAUUGAUUUCGCUCGAGGAAUCGGUGGAAAGGAGACGAAUCUUCCUUGCUAAGCUGCAUCUUCGAUGAAAAACUCGAGAUUCCGGCUCACUCUCGUCCAACAGUCAGAUUGUGCACACUCCGUGUUAAAGUGUAUAUUGUAUAUUAUAUUAUAUUAUAUUAUAUUAUACACAAAGACACACCGAUGCGCAUAUAAAUAAGCAAUGUAGAUAAGUACGUUAAUAGAAUUUUGCCGAAUUUGCACGUGAACCUCGAGAGGUUUUCUUUUAAACUAGAUCGCUCCGUCUAUUACAAAAGCGAGAUAUGAGUUUCGUAAUCGUGAGGGACAAGAUCAUUGUUUUAUUUGGUUUUUGGACGCUUUUCCUUUACAAAUUUUGGCGACGGUAGGUGAAUGAAAGUCACGCCCAAAAAUUUGUGAAAAGGUCGUUGAAUAAAUGAAGAUUCAUUAAACAAAA